This is a messenger RNA of Felis catus (domestic cat), 5058 nucleotides long. It is a transcript of the gene SUPT3H, whose product is annotated as SPT3 homolog, SAGA and STAGA complex component. Gene Ontology annotation, molecular function: transcription coactivator activity; protein heterodimerization activity. NCBI's taxonomy places the organism in Eukaryota, Metazoa, Chordata, Mammalia, Carnivora, Felidae. Bases 2639 to 3730 code for a protein of 363 amino acids. Gene Ontology annotation, biological process: transcription by RNA polymerase II. The transcript is spliced from 14 exons. The record is from RefSeq and is a predicted model, not a curated record.
UGGGCGGAGACAGCGAAUUACAAAACAUUAUUUGGGGUUUAUAAAGGGGUUAGGGCUGGAAAACACCAAGGAGGUGUUGUUACAGCCAAAAAUACUCCUGCUUAUGGUCUUCCUAGCACAGUUUAUUAUCUGCUUUUGGUUUUUAUUAGAUAAAUGUCCAAGUACAUUCAUAAGUUUCUUUAACAAAAAUUCAUUUGCCCAAACUAUACUAGGAAGACAUGAGCAUGACUUUAAUCUUUUAUGAUUCAGAUGUCCAGAACUUUCUCAUAAUAAACUUUCAGUGAUAGAAAACCAAAAACACAUUUUAGUGUCUUCUUUUAAAUAUAGAUUUAUUUUGCCUCACGGGGUGUGUAAACAGGUUUUACAUUGAAAAGUAAAACCUUUCAUUUAACAUGCAAGCUACUCAGUUUUCUUUUUCAUAGAUAAGGUGUACCAGUAUCAUCUAUAUCGAAUUAAUUUGUAGAGUAAGCUAAAGGAGGGAUUUGUAUAUAGUACCAUAUGUACAUACAAUAGCAGAAUGAGGUAAUUGAGAAAACUUAGGUAGUGUGGUAAGUCAAUGCUUUUCUUCUUUUAGAAUGAAGUUUUCGUUUCUGCAUAAGGAUUCUUUGACAUCUUAUGACCCAACUUUUUGCUAAAUAUUUGCCCCUUAAAAUAAUUUUUUUUUAUUAAGCAUACUUUGGCCCUCCAAAUUGACUAAUAUGUAUUUGGAUAAUUUUUACAUCUGUGUGUCUGUUAACUGCCUGCUAUCUUUUUGCAGGUAACUGUCCUGUACGUAAUUUUUUGGUCAGAGUGAUUACUCUUACUGCAUAAGAGUUUCCUAGAUAUUGUUGAUUUUGCCCUUUCUUUGCCUGUGAGGCCCGCCACGUUCUGGCAGGAGAAGUUAUGUGCUUUAAAGUUUGUAUAUUCAUCAUCCACACAUAUUUUUUUUUUCUAAAUUGAAAAUACAUCCUGUUUGCAGCAAAUAUUACUUUGUGGUAAAAAUUUUAAAACAACAGUGAUAACUGGUACACAUUUGAUAAUUGAUAGUUUGUUUCCUUAGAAAUAAUAUUACCUGUGAUGAAGAGACUGACUCAGAAAAGCUACUGCAAAUAAAGCUCUUGAUUAUAGAUUUAAACUACACUUAAACUUAGAGAUGGAAACCGUAGACCCUCAAAACUACAUCCUUUUUGGGGAUAUGUUAGUAUUUGCUGUGUUGAAGUAAGUGACAAGUUUAGGUCGGCUGUAUAAAUUACGUACUUUAAUGCCACGGAAAUGAAAAGUAAAGCAAUUAUCUUGCUUCCCCAUUAUUUUGUAUUUAAUAAAUUUGUCAACAUUGGUUGAACUUUUUAUAUUAUAUACUAAAAAGUGUUUUAAAUGCUACAUAUAUCUUGAUGGCUACCUUUUGAAUUAUUUUUUAUUUUCUGAACUAAUGAUCCUAUUUGAAUGCAGUAAUUUUAUCUGUAUCAAUCUUGUGCUCAUUUCUGUUUGUUUUUUUAAAUUGUUUUAUACUUCUGUUUGCCACUCUUCGAUUUUUCUUUUAAUUGAAAACAAUAGGAGCACGUGGUUUGAUGUCGGAAUUUUAUAAAUUGUAGAAAUCGUGAUUUGGCUUAAAAUGUUUUCCCUGAUUGUGUGGUUUUUAGUAAAAUGAACUUUCUUACUCUCUUGUUUCAACUUGGUAUUUUUUGAAAUGUUUUUUGGAUUUGAUGUAUAACUGUUUAACUUUACAUAACAUUUAUUGGGCCUUAUAUUGAUAAUUUGAAAAAAUUUUAUAUUAGUAAGAUAUGUAUAAUUUUUCUAAUAUUUUCAAUCAUGGUGAUGAGAAGUUAAUGCCACUUACUUUAGUGGGGUAUAUGUUGCUGUAUACAACUGCAUGCACAUGUAUGGUUUUGUGUGUUUGUACAGGGUGUUAUUUUGUGGUACUUUUUGUAAUGAGAGUAUUUCUUCUGUUUUUUUUUUUUCUCCUCAGUUUGUUUUAAUUAAAUUCUGUAAAAACCCAAAGUACCACCAUGUCCAUAAUUGUUUGAACAGCUUCAUUUGGUUAGUAGUAGCAGCUAUCUGUCUCAAUGUGAGAUUAUGUAGAAAUUGGAUGCCAAAAGAGAAAAUCUUAAGCUUUCUCUCUCCCUCUAGCCCCCUUCUCUGCCCCCCCCCCUCACUUUCUCCCUCUUUCCCCCUUCUUUCUUCCCUCUUUCCUCCAGGCCUUUUUUGGUUUCUCUUUUUCUGUUUUGGCAUUUCUAUAAAGUCUCAAAGUAGUUUCUUAAAGUUCUUGUAGGGGAUACUGACAUUAAUCCUCACUAAUGAAUACCUGAGACUGCUUAUCAAUAACAGCUGUAGUACUGUGGCUUUUCUCCAUGGACGCAUGGUGGUCUUUGGAACAACGUUCUUCAAUUUUGACAGUUUCUUACGUUAAAGAUUACAUGUCUGGGUCUUCUGAAUCGUGUUGAAUCGAACGUGGCUGUGGACACUCAUCUUUAAAAUUGAGCUAACACUCGUCCUAAGGUUAUUGUUUUCUUUAGGUGAUGCUAGGAGGCCUCUUCAUGAAACAGCAGUUUUGGUAGAAGAUGUGGUACACACACAGUUAAUUAAUCUGUUACAGCAAGCUGCUGAAGUUUCUCAGCUUCGGGGAGCCAGGGUAAUCUCUGCCGAAGACCUUCUGUUUCUGAUGCGCAAAGAUAAGAAAAAACUGAGAAGACUGCUAAAGUACAUGUUUUUCCGAGACUACAAAUCCAAGAUUGUCAAGGGCAUCGAUGAGGAUGAUCUUCUGGAAGACAAACUGGGUGGCAGCAAUAAUGCAAACAAAAGACAAAAAAUUGCCCAAGACUUUCUCAACUCUAUUGACCAAACAGGAGAACUCUUGGCAAUGUUUGAAGAUGAUGAAGUUGAUGAAGUUAAACAAGAAAGAAUGGAGAGAGCAGAAAGGCAAACUCGAAUUAUGGAUUCAGCUCAAUAUGCAGAAUUCUGUGAAAGUCGACAAUUAAGUUUCUCCAAAAAAGCCUCCAAAUUUCGAGACUGGUUGGACUGCAGCAGUAUGGAGAUAAAACCCAAUGUUGUCGCUAUGGAAAUUUUAGCAUAUUUGGCAUAUGAAACUGUGGCACAGUUAGUGGACCUGGCUCUUCUUGUGAGGCAGGACAUGGUAACCAAGGCAGGAGACCCCUUCAGCCAUGCCAUUUCUGCAACCUUCAUUCAGUAUCACAACUCUGCUGAGGGGUCUAGCAUGAAGUCCUACCCAGAAUCUCCUGAGACCACACCUCCUCCCACACCAACAGCCCCAUCAUCUGGGUCACAGCACUCAGGGAAAACCACAGCAGGAUCCCUUGGGAAUGGGAGUGCUGGACAAGACUUGACUAAAACCAAGCAAAGGAAAAGAAAAAAGAGCACUGCGGCCUGUGGUGUUGAGGCUCACAGCGAUGCCAUCCAGCCCUGCCACAUCAGAGAGGCCGUUCGACGCUACGGCCACAAGAUUGGCCCCCUUUCCCCAUUCACAAUUUCUUUCUCUUUGACAGAGUGCCUACCGCAGGAAUGGGAUGGCUUUUCUGGCCUGCUGACGGGACUUGUGACUGUAACAACAGGAAAGGCAUGUUAUAUUAAGGUGAUUUCUGUUCCCCUCUUUGGACAAAAUAAAAUACAAGUUUACCUUCUCUGUAUCCUCAGGAGUGGGUUGGUUUGUUGUGACUAUCAACUGGCUGACUCCGGCUCUUUUCCAGCCCCCUCAGUGCUCGGUCUUGUUUACUGGCUGGGCCGUUUAGCUAAUUAAUGGCAGGAUGUUUGGGAUAGUGUGUAGGUGGACAAGAAUGCAGAUCACACAAUUUUGAAAUUGUAAUUUGGGAUGGAUUUACUGCCCUCAGCUCACAUAUCUUAAAGGCAGUGUCUUGUUUUCCCUCCAGUGUUUAGUCUGUGUUUUAUGUGAUGCAUUUUGUAUAAUCCAGGUUUGGGACAGAGGAGACAAAAGGACAGUCAGUUUUCCCUCACACUGUCCCACAACUUUACUUUGUGACAUUUGCUGAGUAUAUAUAUCUUAGGUGUGUUUUCGAGACACAUACUCAUUUUAUAAACUCACGCUAAUCAAAGACCUAAUUGAUCUGAUGAACUAUUCUCGUCUUCCCGUCCCUUCCCCCCACUUCUCGCGAAUGUGUUAUUUUCACACCUUCUUCCCGACUUCCUGCAGAUCUGCCAUCGUGUCUGUUUUUCCUCGUGUCGGCCCUCUCCUCCUGUCCUCUUGUCCCUCCAGUCCCCAGGCCCACCACACAUACACGCUGUACCCAUUUAGAAGCUAAGUAAUCAGGGGCCCCCCGGGGGGGAGCUGAGUUGGUUGAGCGUCCGACUUGGGCUUAGGUGGUGAUCUCACGGUUUGUGAGUUCGAGCCCCGCAUCAGGCUUUGCACUGACAGCGUGGAGCCUGAUUCAGAUCCUCUGCCUCCUUCUCUCUCUGCCCCUCCCCUGCUCGUGCUCUUUCUCCCUCAAAAAUAAAUAAAUAAACAUAAAAAAAAAAAAAGAUGAAAGAAGCAAAGUAAUGAGAAUCCCUUGAAGGGGAGCUGAGUGAUGUGCUUUCUCCCUUGAGAGCAGUCCCACAGCUAAACUGGAAUCUGGGACUGGGUCAUUUCUUGCUGGCAACAGCCGAGCUCCCCUUCUGGCAUCUAUACUUUCUCCAUCAGAUGACAAACCCUAACUUUGGAGAACGAAUCAAAAUAUAGCAGAUGUACUUGUGCAGUUCCUGAUUAAACUUGAAUUUUUAAAAAGGAAGCUACUUCUUUAAUUCUGUAGGACUUCCAGUUUUAUUUUUAUCAUGGUUUUUACACACACUGAGACAUCCUUUGUAAAGCAUUAAUAAAAACAGAACUAAGAAACAUGAAAGAUUUCCCUCCUGUGACCAAAUCAUCGUGAGGCUCCGUUAAUAUGAUUGUGCCAUAUUACUCACAUUUGUUAACUAUCAUUUACCUGUUCUGUGUUAGUCCUUCUGGAAAAAAUCUUCAUGUCAAGAAGAAAAAAAAACGUAGAUAUAUAAUAUCAAAAAAAUUGCCAAGGGGUUUUGAUGUUCCAUCUGUGCUUGUUGAAAUGUAUGAUUAAACUUUUCUUUUUAUCAUCA